Molecule: messenger RNA, 1468 nt
Organism: Drosophila hydei
Lineage: Eukaryota; Metazoa; Arthropoda; Insecta; Diptera; Drosophilidae
Gene: fs(2)ltoPP43
Product: probable RNA polymerase II nuclear localization protein SLC7A6OS
Exons: 4
Coding region: 212-1303 (363 amino acids)
Biological process (GO): developmental process
Source: RefSeq, a predicted model, not a curated record
CGAUCACGAACUGAGUGUUGGCUGUGUUUAUCGAUAUGGUUUUAGCAUUUAAAUACUAAAGAGUGUAUUUUCAUAUUUUCGCCUUUUAGUAUCUUAUUGCCUGUUACUUACGGUCACGCUAUUGAUAGCACAUUCUUAGUUGUGUCGCAAGCGUCAAAAAUAUAUUUUUGUUAGUAAAUUACAAUCAAAGAAACGAUUAAAAUUAUUUAAUAUGCCCGCCGUGGUGCGAAUAAAGCGCCGCAUUGACGAAGAACCUCAUUCGGCAUUUCUACUAAAUGGCAAACGCCGCCGUCUGCUUAACGAUGAAAAUGCGCUCGCUGCGUCGGCGACAGCGAUUGCAGAAAACAAAGAGGAGCAAAAUCAAGUGCUGUUGAAGUUUGCCGGCACGCUGGAUAAACAGGAUGACUGUGCCACCAAACAAUUUGCAGCAGCUCGCUUAAACAAAGCCACUGCUAAGGAGUUAGUGUGUCAGACCACUGAUCCAACAAAAGCCAGUGCUCUGCGUCGCGAAAAACAGCGACAGGAGCAACAGCAAUUAGCCCGGGAGCAGCGAUACCGAGUGGUCAACUGUCUACGAACUACGCUUAACGAUUUGGACGAGGAAUCAGAGCAGGAAGAGACGACGGGGGCAGCAAGUGGAAGCAGCAGUAACCAGGACCAAAGCAAGACUGAACGCCGGCAAAUAACAAUUGUGGACAUCGAGUCCCAGCAAAGAGAACCAGAACCAAAUGUCCCGCUGCAGGAUCAUCAGCCCGUUGAUUCAGACAUUGGCUAUGUAUACGAUUUAUAUGUGCCGGAGAAUGAGAUGCAGGCGCAAUAUGUUGAUAUGUUCGAUGACAACUAUUUAAGUCUUCGUCCUGUUAACGAGGUUGUCUACGAGGAUUGCUACAACGAUGACGAGGACUACGACUCGGAAGAUUCAAAUCAGGAGAACUACUAUACGAACGAUUAUCCUGAUGAUGAUGAUGCCGGCGUUAUGGGCUCCGACGAUGAGCUGUGCCAGCAAAUGAAUAAGUUUAUGUUUGAUGAUGAUGAGGAUGAAUUUGCCAGUGGCUCGAGUGAUGCGGAGGAUCACAAUGAGUACCAUGAUCCUUAUAUGCAUACCAUAGAUGCAGAAGCAGCAAGCUUUGUGGAUGACGUGGACUUCUUUAAUGUGGAGCGUCAAGGAAGCGCAUACGAACGAUAUAAACGUAGAAUCCUUCGAGAGGCAGAGGGUCUUGAAUCAUGCUCUGAAGAUUCGGAUUCUGAUGAAGCGGAUGCCAUCUUCGAGAGCGCAAGCGAGCAGGGCGUGGAAAGCGAUUAAGGAGCGCUUAAAAAGCUUUACUAUAUCCUUAUAUAUUUAACUUAAAACUAUUCAAAAGUGGAUUUUUAGAUAUUCGAAUGUUCUUUUAGUUAAGCUUUAUAAAAAUAUACAUUCUAUUUAUACAUAAAUAUUGAUUAAAUAUGUAAGCAAACUAACCAGUUGAGA